Molecule: messenger RNA, 1713 nt
Organism: Thunnus maccoyii (southern bluefin tuna)
Lineage: Eukaryota; Metazoa; Chordata; Actinopteri; Scombriformes; Scombridae
Product: probable flavin-containing monoamine oxidase A
Exons: 13
Coding region: 1-1713 (570 amino acids)
Molecular function (GO): oxidoreductase activity
Source: RefSeq, a predicted model, not a curated record
AUGACUGCAGAAAUUUGGAAUGUUAUUAUUGUUGGCGCUGGACUAUCUGGACUGAGUGCAGCUCAUUUGCUCAGAAAAAGGGAUCCCAAUUUGAGAAUACUAAUACUGGAAGGAAAAGAUCGGGUGGGAGGUCGCACAGUGUCCACUGAAAUACCAGCAGCCAAUGGUGUUGAUCGCUGGGACUUUGGAGGGCAGUGGGUAGGCAGCACCCAAGUGCACAUCUUGGAGCUCAUAAAGGAGCUGGGCUUGGAGACCUUCCCACAAUUCAAUACUGGAAAGAAGGUGCACCACAUGGGUGGGCCUGGUGCCAAAGUUCGCACCUACAGAACCAGUAUCCCUGCUCUGUCCCCAGUGGUGUUAAUGGACCUCACCCAUCUCUUGUGGAAGAUUGACAGAUUGUGCGCCACAGUAUGUGUCCAGGAUCCUUCGAGGACUCCCAAUGCUGUUGAAUUGGACAGCAUGACCCUGCACUCAUUCAUUGAGCGACAUGCUUGGACUACAGAACUAAAAGAGGAGAUUGGACUGUGUAGCCGGUCUGUCUUUGGCAUGGAGCCAUCCCAAAUGUCCUUCCUUUUCUUCCUCGUGUAUGCUGCAGCAGCUGGAGGGCUAUUGCCUCUGCUGGAGAGUACUCCUGGUACUGCUCAGGAGCUCAAGAUUAAGGGAGGCACCCAACAGCUUUCAGAGUGUCUGGCAGACCGUGUUGGGUGGAAGAAUGUCCGGCUGGGUUCUGCUGUGACCGCCAUAUGGCAGGAUGAUGAGUGGGCCAGGGUGAAGACCACAACCGACACUUUCUUGUGCAGAGCUGUGAUUGUCACCUGCCCCCCUCAUUUGGCAGCAAAGAUUCACUACCAGCCACCCCUGCCCAGCCAGAGAGCAUUCCUUACCCAGAACAUGCCUGUGGGCCACAUGAUAAAAUUCAUUAUAACCUACCAGACGGCUUUUUGGAGGGAGAAGGGGUUCUCUGGGGAAAUCGUGGCAGGAUCAUCCACUGACUGUCCAUUCUGUGUUACCUUUGAUGCCACCAGCCCCAGUGGUAAUGCUGCGUUGGUAGGCUUCAUUGCCGGUGAGCAGGCUUCUCAAUGGAGCUCCAAGGAGGCUGGAGAGAGAAGAAAAGCUGUGCUUUCCAGUUUGGUCAAAUACCUAGGUCCCGAGGCUGCAUCUUUCAUCUACUAUGAAGAAAAAGACUGGGCUCAGGAGGACUACAGCGGGGGCUGCCCAGUUAAUGUCAUGGCACCAGGUCUGCUAACAUAUUACCACCCUAGCCUGAGGAGGCCCUGUGGCAGGAUCCAUUGGGCAGGCACAGAGACAGCCACCCAAUGGUGUGGGUAUAUGAGUGGUGCAGUGCAAGCUGGUCACCGAGCAGCUGUGGAAGUGCUGGCUGAACUCUGCCCCAUGACCCUGACCCAGGAGGAGCAGGAAGCAGUGAGGCACAUUCAAACUGUCAAAGGUUCUGGGCGGCAAAACUCAUCAUCCAAACUCAUGUACCUGUCUACAAGCAAGGCUAUGGUCAUAGCUCUGACAAUUAGUGCUGCUCUCUUGCUGGCUCAGCGUCUAAAUGCACUGCACAAAGUCAAAACUUACUUGAUGGAUGUUCAAGAUCAGAAAAACGAGUUAGGAGGAGGAGAAAGCAUCAGAACAGCAGUUGGCGAUGAUGGUAUCGGAUAUGAUCUCAAUGAGAACCCUGCAGUCCCCCAGUCAGGAGCAGAUGGCUGA